Pedinophyceae sp. YPF-701 is the source of this 708-nucleotide messenger RNA. Lineage: Eukaryota; Viridiplantae; Chlorophyta; Pedinophyceae. The record is from the annotation of a GenBank genome assembly.
AUGCUCGGCAUCAACAGGCGGGCGCUCUGCAUACUUCCCUGCAUCAGCCGUUUCCCUGCCCGCCUCGGCGCCCGCCCCCGGCCCGUUCCCCCGCUCCAGGCGCCCCACCUCCACGACCGCAGCUGCAGCUCCGCCACGAUGGCCGAGCCCGCAACCGCGUCCUACUGCUACAAGUGGCCCCGGCCGGGCCUCACCGUUGACACCGUCGUCGUGGCCAAGCCGCAGGAGCCGGGCGCCCAGCCGCAGCUCCUGCUGAUCCAGCGCCUGAACCCCCCGUACCAGGGGUCGUGGGCGUGUCCCGGGGGCUACGUGGACGAGUUCGAGAGCUUGGACCACGCGGCGGCGCGCGAGCUGCGCGAGGAGACGGGCGUCGACGCGACGGACGUGGAGCUGAUUCAGGUGGGGGGGUUUGGGGAGAAGGGGAGAGACCCUCGCGGGUGGACGGUCACGGUGGCGUACGGCGCGAUCGUGCCGACGACGCAGCUGGGCGUCAAGGCCGCGGACGACGCGGCCGACGCGCGCUGGUACGCCAUUGACGCGCUGCCCAAGUUGGCCUUUGACCAUAAGCUGGUGGUGCGGACGGCGUUCCGUCGGCUGGCGAUGGAGAGCCACGCCGACGACGGCCUGAAGGCGCAGCUGCGCGCCGCGGCGGACCUGCUGGAGGGGCCCUGGAAGGACGAGGGCGAGGGAUCGAAAAAGUACGACUGA